UUUUUGUUAUUAUUUUGUUCUCCCUUGCAAUUUCAACAGUUACAAGACUGCUAACCUUAAUUGUUUUAUUAACUGUUUAAAUAAAUAAAAAAAUAUGGCAUUUAUUGAAAUAUUUAAGAUGAAUAAAUUUAUUAAACUACGUUCUUCUAUCGAUAUUAUCAUAAAUAAUGUUUCUAGUAAUAAAUUUCAUGUAUCUUCAGUGCAACAAUUAGAUCAGAAAUGGCGUAAAAAAAAUAGAUUAACAAUGAACCCGAAUGCUUUUGGACCUCUAACAAAUUAUCCAGAUUAUUCAUAUGCAGAUGGAAGACCAUCUCCUUUUGGAGUAAGACAAUUGGGACGAAUUAAUAAGCAAAGAAAUAUUUUUGCAAAAAUCGAAAAGUUAUCUGGUGAAAUUGAUUAUGCUGUUGAAAGAUAUAAUCGAAUACAGAAUGAUAUUGCAGAAAAAAGAAAAAAUAUAAUUGAUAAUAAAUUAAAGCCAAAAGGAAAUGAAUCUUUACUAGAUAAAAUGUAACAAUAUACAAAUGUUUAAUAAUUUUUUUGUUGGUUCAUUUAUUUUAUUAAUGUUUUAAUUACUCAAAAUAAAAAAUAAAAAAUAGUUACAAGUACAUGAAAAUAAUAAUAAUUUAUUUUUAUUGUCGAGUUAUAAAAGUUAGUUUAUAAUUUUUUGGAACAAGAGUUAUUCCACAAUCGCCAUUUAAAUCGAUGGGUUCAUUGUCAUUGGGAAUAGAUAUUUUAAAUUCUUUAAUAAUUGUGGAUAUAAAAAUAAUCAUAAUCAUUUUAGCUAAUUCAUCUCCAACACACAUUCGUUUACCAGUUUGGAAAGGAAUAAAAGCAGACGGCUUAAUUAAAAAUCCAUCUGGUGAAAUAAAUCUUUCAGGAAUAAAUUCAUUUGGAUUUUCCCAAUAAUUUGGAUUCAUAUGUAUUGCCCAUUGUAAUGGAAUAAUCAUUGCACCUUUAGGUAUAUCAUAAUCACCUAUUUUAUCAUCUGCAAUAGCACCAUGUGGUAUACCUACAGGAACAACUGUUUUUAGUCUUUGAAUUUCACAAAUACCAGCCUGUAGUAAUAUUAAAGAACAACUAUCUUCCAGAGUUAUUUCUUCUUUAUUUCCUACAAUUGUUUUUAUUUCUUGAUAAAUUUUUUCCUAAAAUUAAAAUUUUAUAAAAUUAACAAAUUAAUUUUAAAUUAUAAAUAUU
Microplitis mediator is the source of this 1194-nucleotide messenger RNA. RefSeq names its product 39S ribosomal protein L52, mitochondrial (gene mRpL52). The transcript is spliced from 4 exons. Gene Ontology annotation, biological process: mitochondrial translation. Gene Ontology annotation, cellular component: mitochondrial large ribosomal subunit. The coding region runs from base 95 to 511 and encodes 138 amino acids. NCBI's taxonomy places the organism in Eukaryota, Metazoa, Arthropoda, Insecta, Hymenoptera, Braconidae. Gene Ontology annotation, molecular function: structural constituent of ribosome. The record is from RefSeq and is a predicted model, not a curated record.